AUGGACGUGUUGUCGCUUAUAGUGUCGCCUUUCCAAUGCGGAUUCGCCUCGCUGGUGAAGCAAUGCACCAAGAGGCGUCGCCCCAAGGCCAGGUGGACAUGUAGAUGCGCAUCUAUGCGGUGACGCAUCUCACCUGCAGAUCUGGCUCACGCUCUGUGUGUGCGGCUCUCUCUCUGUGUGUGUGUCAGGUACCCGUGUUUCCCCGCUGUGCCUGACGAGGAGCUGAAGAGAGAAACCGGGCGAGGCCACACAAAGAUGGUGCGCUGAGUGUCCGUCCCUUCAUUUGUGCGAGGUCCAAAUGUGUGUGCGAAUGUAUAUGUGUGUAUAUUCAUAGGGUAUUCACAUCAAGCGAUGAAUCAGUGCAGGACGACGAGAAGGGUACACACACAGACACCCCAAGACAUACAUAGACUUAUGGCUGGGCCACUCAGAUACAGGUCAGCUGACCGGCUCCCUCGUCGGCCGUCAGGUGUGGCGCUAUGUGGGCGAGUCAGGUGCGCACCCACACGCCUGAAGACGGAUGCAUGGCAUGAAUGCCCUACACAGAUUACAUUGAGGGUGUCACUGUACACGUGUGUCUGCGUGUGUGCGUGUUUCUUUGCAGGUGCCUCGUCAGCCGACGACUCGUUCGAUCCACACAUCAAUCCGAACGCCGCUGACAAACCGCUGAGGUGCACACACAUCCGCUCAUGUGCACACAUACACAUACAGACAGACACACAGCUGGCACACACAUGGAUGGACCAUGGGUGGAUGGAGGCGUUUCUAUCUGUAUGAGUAGCGGAAUCCAUGUGCGUCGUUCGUUCGGCGACAUCAAAGUCGACUACUCGUAUACAGAAUGA
Messenger RNA from Vitrella brassicaformis, 842 nucleotides. The record is from the annotation of a GenBank genome assembly. Lineage: Eukaryota; Vitrellaceae.